Molecule: messenger RNA, 1683 nt
Organism: Hevea brasiliensis (rubber tree)
Lineage: Eukaryota; Viridiplantae; Streptophyta; Magnoliopsida; Malpighiales; Euphorbiaceae
Product: disease resistance protein Roq1-like
Exons: 5
Coding region: 1-1683 (560 amino acids)
Biological process (GO): defense response
Molecular function (GO): ADP binding; protein binding
Source: RefSeq, a predicted model, not a curated record
AUGGUUUUCUCAGUCAUCUGUGCGAAGCUUUGCGUCGAAAACAAAUCUGUACUUUCAAGGACGACAAACUUGAAAGAGGCGAAGAGAUCUCACCAGCCCUCAACUCAAAGGCCUGAAUCUAAAUUACUUGAGGAAAUUGUCAAUGAUGUUGGCAAGAAAUUAAAUAACCAGUUUCUAGGUAUUUAUGAUGAAGAUGGCUUUUUUGGAAUUGAUUCUCGUGUCAAGAAAGUUGAAUCAUUUUUAUGUCUUGAAUCAGAAGAUGUGCGUAUGAUAGGAAUUCGGGGAAUGGGUGGUAUAGGAAGGACAACUAUUGCUGACAAAGUAUUUAAUAGAAUUGUGAACAAAUUUGAGUGUCAAUGCUUUAUUGCAAAUGUCCAAGAAGAGCUAGAAAAGCACACUCCUGUUCAUUUGAACGAUGAAAUCCUUUGCAAAAUAUUAGGGGGAGAAGAUUUUCAUGUUGGCACACCACGUACAUUGCAUCCUUUUAUUAAUAGAAGUCUUCAAAAUAGAAGAGUUCUUAUUGUUCUCGAUGAUGUGGAAUGUUACUUGCACCUAACAGAGUUAGUAGGAGGGUGGAAUUUGUAUGGUCCAGGAAGUAGAAUCAUUGUAACAAGCAGAGAUAAGCAAGUGCUUGAAAUUGUGGACUGCGAGAAAUAUAUUUAUGAGGUUGAGAAAUUAAAUGACUGUGAAUCUCUUAAACUCUUUAGCUUGCAUGCCUUCAAACAAACUCAAUCCACAAAUGGAUACACGAAGCAGUUAUCAGAAAGAGUGAUAAGUUAUACUCAAGGAGUUCCAUUAGCCCUUAAGGUUUUAGGUUGCAGCCUUUAUGGGAAGGGUGUGAAAGAAAGGAAAAGUGAGUUGGAAAAACUUGAAACUAUUCCAAAUAAGGAAAUUCAGGGCGUUCUGAGAAGAAGUUAUGAUGGACUAGUUGAUAAUGAAAAGAAAAGUGGAAUACGAAAUCUGCUUGACAAGUCUCUCAUAACUAUUUUCAAAGAGAAGUUAGAGAUGCAUGACUUGCUAGAACAAAUGUGUCUUGAAAAGUUGAUAUUUAUGGAUCUCAGCAAAACUUUGAGAUUGCCAGAGAACUUGAGCGACUUGGAAUCUCUGGAGAACCUGAAAGCAACUGGAAGUGGGAUAAAAGAACUACCAUCUUCUAUCAAUCAGUUGAAGAAAUUGAACUACUUGAACUGUGAUGGAUGUGAAGGUUUGAUAUUGCCUCCUUUCACAGGUUUGGCCUCUCUUCGGAUGCUUUCUCUCCAGCGUUGUGAUAUAUCAGAAAUUCCCAGUAAUCUUGGCUCUUUAGAGUCGUUGGUAUAUUUAUAUUUAAGUGGAAAUAAUCUCAGAAGCUUACCUACAAGCAUCAAGAAAUGUUCUAAGUUGAAUACACUUGAUUUAAGUGAUUGCAUGAUGCUUCAAUUUUUGCCAGAGCUUCCACCAGGUUUAGCAGAGUUAGAUGCAGAAAACUGCACAUCCGUGGAAUAUGUAUUGAGAUCAUUCAUACAAGGAUAUAUGAAUUCCUGCUUGAGGAUGAAUCUUAGCAAAUGCAUUAAUUUGGAUAAAAGUGAAUGCAGUGAAUUAAUACUGCUGAAACUUCAAAGCAUGGGAGAACCAGAGGAACAAUAUCUGAACAAAAAGGUCAAUUUCUUUCCCUCUAGUGUUAUAUACGUGCAUUAUUUGAUUUAG